UACUGCUGAGUACUCCUAGAAGCACCGAUAAUGGCCCCUAAUAGCUCUUGGAAACCUUACACGUCACUAACAGAGGCUCCCACCAACCUGAAGGAGGCCAUUGACUGGGUCCUGAGGGUAACUGGUAGGGAUGGUAAAGAACUGAACAAGGAUACUGGCUAUCAAGGAGAAAGUGAUGGCGAUGACAACAGCAAGGGCCCCCAAAAAAAGAGAGUCACAGAGUGCCUCAAUGGGCUAUUCUCCCUAGUCCAGGGGCUAGGUGGCACUCUCGUGGUCCGGACAUAUAUAGACCAGUUGGCACAAGUACUCAGUGCACUCAUUGGGUGGAGUAGGAUAGAGAAGUGUUGGAACGGUGGCUGCAGUGGUAGUAGUGGCCAUGGGAAUCAACAUGGCAAAGAUGGCUCGUGCGAGUAUCUUAAGGAUGUGCAGAAGAACGAUCCGUGUAAGGACUGUGAAUGUAUGAAAUGGGAUGAUCCCAAGCCGGACAGUAAUGAAGGACACCACCUAGGAAGGAGGUGUACAAGGUGUAGUGAUGAUAAGAAGAAGCCGUGUAAGUGUGGUGGUACUAGUGGUGACUCCUGUACUGCUGAGACUUGCAAAUGCGCUUUAGCAGGCAAAUGCUGCAAGUGUUAUUGCAAGGGGAAGGGAUGUGGAUGUAGUAAAAAGGAGUGUAGUUGUGUUGAAGACAAUGACAAGGGCACAUAUAAAGGUGGCCAUCGUAUAUACAAGGAUAUAUAUCAGUCGGCAUAUGGAGAGAUGUUGUUUCCAUCAAUAUAUAUUGAUGACUAUUUGGCGAUGAAACCCGUAUGGACAGAUCUACUGGAGAGGGGUGGAAGUGUGACCCCCUCCCAUCGCCGUCACCAAUGUGCCCGUAUUUUCCUAGGGUCAGUAUGUCUCAUCUGGAGUGGAAUCACCUAUAUGUAUUGGACAGGAAAGUGGGCCAAGGGUAGCCCACGGUGGAACAAUAAUAUUUUGAAUGGUAGUGGUCUAGAUGAUGGUACCCUAUCCCAAUGGCUCCAGGCCUUAGGGUUUCCUAGGGAUAUGUUGAAUAACCAUGGGCCGAAAAAUAGAUGGGAUGCAGUUAUAUGGGAUGGGAUUAGGGGUAAGCUAUAUUUGGGAUUCCCGGAUACUGGUAAUGGUAGUCCUGUCCAUGGCCAAGACAACAGUGAUAAUACAUUCAGAAAUCCGGCUGGUAUGAACUAUGCAGGAUAUAUACAUACUUUAGAGAAGGGUGCAUUUUGCAGCAACGCUACUAUCUUCCAUAAGAAUGCUAAUGGCGCCACCAGCAUAGCUGAAGAAAACAUCAACAAAUGUGGUGCAUUGUACAAGCUCUACAUUCUAUCGUGUGCCUAUUUCACUGGGUUACAGAACAAAGCGCCGCCGAAGGCGGAAAAUAAAACUCCCCGAACAAUCCGUGAAAUCCUCUACUGGCUCAGUGCAUUGCCCUAUAGUACGGCAUAUCCAAAGAUACUGAAGCAUUCCAAAGGAGUAUUGAAGAAGGUAGCACCAGAAAAGGAUGGUACUAAAACGCUCUCAUUCCUUCAAACAGGCCGUUCAGCUCCAAUUACCGUUGAUGAAUUCAACCUGUUUGCCCACUUCCAAGCAGUGACCCAGUACUGCCCACUGGUCCUCAUCGGUAUCCAGGGUGGACUCAAGGGCGCUGAUAGCACUAAAGAACCUGCCAUUCACUCCCUCUAUGCCAACACGGAGUGCCACUUCACCUACCCAUCAGUGCCCAUCCAAGCAUACAACCAGGUGGUCCACUACAUUAGGGCCCUGUUCUACCAACUCUACUUCCUUAGGAAGCAAUGUGCCAUGAAAGUGGCUCUAGGAGGCAAAUGGCGUGAAUGUAGGUAUGGUGAUGGGGUGCUUGGGAAGGAUGUGGUUAGCUGGAUGUGCCUGGGGUGUAGCCCCAUGGAACAUGAUAGGAAAAAGAGGGUUGAUAAGGUAAAGGGGGAGAUACUGAAGGGGAUAAAGGAGAGUGAUAAGCUCGCAGGGGGGCUAAAAACAUUAUUGGAAAAGAUUGGCGAGGUAGUGGUACAAUUGGGUAAUGCCCAGGAGGCAUUGGAAGGGAAGAAGAAGGAUGCUAUAGAGGGGGUGAAGAAGGCACUAGAGAAGGCUAAGAAGGCACUAGAGAGUGCUAGGACGGGACUGGAGGCGGCGGUGAAGGAUGGGCUGAAUGGGCAAGCAGAACUAACGAAGGCUAAGGAGGCACUAGAGAAGCUGACGAAGGGUGGUGGAGCACUAGAUAUAUUAGUGAAAAAUGGUAAUGAUGCUGGGUCAUUACAGCAGAUAUCUAAUAGUGGACAAGAGUGGGAGAAGGAUUACAGUAGUGCCAAGGACAGGAUUAGUGAGGCUAUUAGUAAGGUACGGGAUGCAUUGGAGGCAUUAAAGAAUGAACUAAAAGAUAAGAAUUCAAUGCUGAAGGGUGGCCUAGCGGAUUGGGCUACUGCAAAAUUUCAACAAGCUAUAGAUCAGAUCAAAGACAUAUGCAACGCUGCCAAGUGCACUCCAUGUGAAUCACACUUCACCAAGUGCGGCCAACCAUCAAAUCCCACUGUCUGUCAGACCUGCCUCCAACCCACUACCACUGGUGUCCCCUCCCCCCUCCAGGCAUUCCUAGAGGAUAGGUUACCUGGUUUUAGUUGUAGAGAGGUACUCUACAGUGAGGACAACGACAAGUAUCCACCUGCUGCAUCCCACUUGGGACACUGUAAUGGCUCAGGCCAGUGCUGCCCAUUGCCAAUGGGUUUCAGAAAUAACUUCCAGGACGGUGUCACCCAUACUGGCGCCAGACUCUAUGGUAUCCUGUACUUCUUCAGUAACGGUGACAUGAUGCAGUCUUGUGUUUAUACACUAGUGAGGGUCACAGCAGCACUCAGUGCCACGACACCGCAGGUAUUGGGUGAUGUCUUUGGGUUCUUUAGGGGUGGUGUAGGAAAUAAAGAGGAGGGGAAGAACAAGAAGGACCAGAACAAGAAAUGUGAGCACGAUAAAGACCCAUCUAAAAAAGAAGAUGAUGACUACAUUUGUGGGUGGUGUGCCUCCGGGUUGCGCCAAGAGGUACAAAAUAUAGGGUGGAUACCACAGAAGGAGGGUGAUGGAGGACAGUAUAGAGGCACAGUAGGACAAGCACUGAUAGAUAUUAAGGGUGAUAAAGGGGAUAGUGCUACUCUAAUGUCCACUACUACUCCCACCACCACUUCCCUCUCAACACUCACUGACAGUAACCACUACGUAUCCCCCCUAACCGGUGAACUCUAUACGGCAGUGAGUGCCACCUUCGGUGGAACGUACCUCUCAUGGGUACUGUAUCUAUCAGAUGCACUUCAUUCAGGACUAGAGUCACUCUCUGAGGCAUUCCGUAAUAUUGAAUGCCGGGGCUGUAAGGGACAGUGUGACCCCAAUAAGUGCAAGAAGGGAGAGCACGGACAGAAGAGUGAUGCAGGUAGCGCCGGACUAUGCCAGUGCCAAUCAAUCGUAUCAUGUACCGGGGUACUGCCGGUAUUGUAUAGACAUGGCUUCAGCUACGGUAACCCAUUCAAUCUGGAGGGGUACCAACAGAGGGAUAAGGACAAGGGAGAUUAUAGCAUCACAGAAAGGAGUGACAAGACUACUAAGCAUUGCCACGAGUUCCUAGAGAGCCUGGAAAAAGUACUAGAGGACAAGCAGGAAGACACCUCUCAGGACCACCCCCUCACCAAUCUCCUCUCCCAGGUCGGCCAACUCCAAUACGACAUACGGCUCCCGUGGAUCUUUGUACUGACCUUGGCGUGGCUCUUAGCGGUAAUGUACCUUGCCUUUGGUGCCAUAUGGCCACUGGACUGGACACAUAUGAGGUCGCAUUGGUUACGGGGUGGAGAACACCAGUGGCAGUGUAUGUGGUAUAAGGUUAUGACGGGACGCAAAGGAAUGGAACUGGUGGAGUAUUUUGGUAGAAAGGAGAGGAAUAUUGUGUAAUAGUGUAGAAGCAGUG
Molecule: messenger RNA, 3976 nt
Organism: Babesia bovis T2Bo
Lineage: Eukaryota; Apicomplexa; Aconoidasida; Piroplasmida; Babesiidae
Product: variant erythrocyte surface antigen-1 alpha subunit
Exons: 2
Coding region: 31-3960 (1309 amino acids)
Source: RefSeq, a predicted model, not a curated record